Molecule: messenger RNA, 2471 nt
Organism: Cheilinus undulatus (humphead wrasse)
Lineage: Eukaryota; Metazoa; Chordata; Actinopteri; Labriformes; Labridae
Gene: cd248b
Product: CD248 molecule, endosialin b
Exons: 2
Coding region: 146-2305 (719 amino acids)
Biological process (GO): cell migration
Cellular component (GO): external side of plasma membrane; extracellular matrix
Molecular function (GO): extracellular matrix binding; calcium ion binding; extracellular matrix protein binding
Source: RefSeq, a predicted model, not a curated record
UUUUGUGAGUUUCAGAUUGAAAAAGUAGUUAAAUUUGGCUCCAGUUUUUAUAGAAGACUCAAAAAGAGUUAUAUUCCUUAUUUAUUUUGAUUGUUAAGUACUCUUUUGAAUGUUGGCCUAGUGUAACCUGACAUCUCAGUGGAGGAUGCAAAAGAUCACAAGCAGUAGCAGCACUAGCAUGACUCUCCUAUGUAUCCUGUGGCUGAUGACACUCAGUCUGGCUCCUGGAGGCCGAGCCCAGAGGCCAAGGGAGCCAGACGUGGAGCAACCAGCAGCCCGGGCUCAGCUGGCUGAGAAGGACGCACUCUGCAACCAGGAUGGAUGCUACAGCGUCUUCCUCCAGAAGAGGAGCUUCAGGGAGGCUGGGCGGAGCUGCAGGGAGCGAGGUGGGACCCUGGCAACGAUGCACACCCACGAGGCAGCGGGUGUGGUCCAUGAGCUGCUGUCAGCCAUCGAGGGGACCAGACCAAGGCUUCGCCUCUGGAUCGGGCUGCACAGACCACCACGCCAGUGUUCGUCCACCCGGCCCCUUAGAGGAUUCGUCUGGGUCACAGGAGACCAGGAUGGCCAGUUUACCAACUGGCUCCGUGAGGACACCCCUGGAACAUGUGCAGCCCCUCGAUGUGUGGCCAUGACCGUCCACACUUCUGAAAGCGGACGUGAGAGCAGCGAUAAUUUCCGAUGGCUCGACGGCUCCUGUGCUCUGCCGUUAGAUGGAUUUGUUUGCCAGUACAACUACAGAGGAAUGUGUCCCCCGCUGCAGGAUGAGGGCAGAGGUCCGGCUGUUUACACCACACCAUUCCAUCUGGUUAGCACUCUGCUAACACAUGUGCCCUAUGGGUCUGUAGCCGCUUUGCCAUGCCCUGCAGAUGACUCCAACCCAGAUGCUAGUGCAGAGCAAACGGUGCUGUGCAUGGAAAGAGAUGACGAGACAGUCGGCUGGUCCAGGGACGCCCCCCUCUGCUCUGCAGGAACAGCUAGGCAGAACCAGGACUGGUGUAGCGGAGACCACGGAUGUGAGCAGUACUGCCAGAACACAGACACAGACUACUAUUGUUACUGCUCCGAGGGCUUUACGAUAGAUGAGGAUGGGUACAACUGCAGACCUGACCCCCUGAGCCAAACUAACCCACCUGAGUUAUCAUCUGACUCUGCUGGUCCUACUGACCAGCCCCACAUCAAGGAGGUCUGUGUGGAGAUGGGUUGUGAAUACAACUGUAUGGAGACAUCGCGGGGGAUUCGCUGCACGUGUCCCCCUGGAUACCAAAUGGCUCCAGAUGGGCGCAGAUGUUCUGACGUGGAUGAAUGCCAACAACAACCAUGCCCACAACUGUGCGUCAACAUCCCAGGCACCUUCCACUGCACCUGCCACAACGGGUACCAGCCGGAUGACGAGGGCGAGUGUGUGGAUGUGGAUGAGUGUCUGGAUGAAGGCACCUGUGAAGGCACUUGUGAGAAUACAGUUGGGUCCUUUGCAUGUUUGUGUAAUCCUGGGUAUGAGUCUGGUGAUGAUGGAAUGUGUGUAGACAUAGAUGAGUGUGUGGGAGAGUCACCCUGCCAGCAACAGUGUCUAAACUUCAUGGGAGGGUACCAGUGUUUCUGUGACAGUGGCUAUGACCUGCAGCAAGACGGACUCACCUGCCUGCCUUCACCUGAUGAUGAGGAAUACUCCACUCUGUCCCCUGACCCUAGUGACUCUGCCCACAUACCUAACUUUGACCCUAGCCGUGAUAUUCCCUGGUCCAGCUCUUUCACCCCAGAUCCAAACUUUGUAGAUGAUACUAACUUUGACGUAGACUGGCUGACAGAAGCUCCUGAGGCUCUGUCUCCUGACAUGAAUCAGGGGUCAGAUAAUCAUCUUAACCAAUGGGACGUCAUUUCCCCAAAACUGUAUCAGACAGCCACACCUCCUACACAAAAAGACAACACAGGAAAUGAAAUAGACAAUGAAGCUCAAGCUAAGACAGGUAGAGCUGGCAGUGAUGAGGUAGGAGCUGAGACUGAAAAUGGAGCAUCCACUGGGACCAGGGAGGGGGAGCAGCCUAAUGUUGACGGUACAGAGGAUGCCAGUGGCACAUCUGAGGAUGGGGCUGGGUCUAAAGCAGGAAAACGAAAGCACGACAAAAGCUGGCUACUCGUGGCCCUGCUCGUGCCACUAUGUGUGUUCCUCGUAGUGAUGCUCGCUCUGGGGAUUGUUUACUGCACCAGCUGUGCUGUAGACAAGAGCCUGAGCUUCUCAAACUGCUAUCGCUGGAUACUCCCUACAACACCUCCUGAUACGAGGAAUGGCAAAACCCAGGCUUGAACCCUAAAAUGAACUGAGCACACAGAGAUGUUUUGAAGAAUCAGAUGUUUGUUAUUAUUCUUCUUGUGGUGCGGGACUGAAAAUACCAUUUGGAUAAUAACACAGCAGUGUGGCUCCCCCAUUCAUCGAGAAAAUUUAAAUUCUUUCUGUUGCACAUCCUUUGUAA